Molecule: messenger RNA, 1629 nt
Organism: Recurvomyces mirabilis
Lineage: Eukaryota; Fungi; Ascomycota; Dothideomycetes; Mycosphaerellales; Teratosphaeriaceae
Product: hexose transporter hxt5
Exons: 4
Coding region: 1-1629 (542 amino acids)
Biological process (GO): transmembrane transport; carbohydrate transport
Cellular component (GO): plasma membrane
Molecular function (GO): carbohydrate:proton symporter activity
Source: RefSeq, a predicted model, not a curated record
AUGCCGUUCCUCAAGCGUCGAGAGCGUGAAGCUCAGAAUGCCGCCGAACUGGAGAAGAGGCCUUCAGCCGACACAGAGCAAAGAGUUACCUUCAUGGCCGUCUACCUUGGCCUCGUUGCUUCGAUUGGAGGCUUCAUGUUCGGCUACGUUUCCGGACAGAUCUCUGGCUUCUUCGCAAUGGAAGACUUCGCCUCUCGAUUCGGUGAACGACAAGCCGAUGGCAGCUUUCUAUUCUCUGCCGCCCGUCAAGGCGCUAUCGUCGGCUUGCUCUGCAUCGGCGCACUGUUCGGCUCGCUCAUCGCGGGCAAGAUGGCAGAUUCGCUGGGUCGUCGACUAGCCAUCUCGGUCUCCGCACUGUUUUGCUGCAUUGGCACAAUCAUCGAGAUUUCUUCAUCGCAUGCUUGGUAUCAGUUCGCGAUCGGUCGACUGGUCAAUGGACUGGGUAUAGGUGCUCUUUCAGUGACGGUGCCAAUGUACCAAUCUGAAUCGUCCCCGGCCAUCAUUCGUGGUGUACUGGUAGCUUCAUACCAGCUCUUCAUCACUCUGGGCAUCUGGACGGCCGAAAUGGUGAAUUACGGGACUCAUGAGAUGAGUUCCAGUGCAUCCUGGAGGAUACCGAACGGCCUCUCCUUCCUUUGGGCACUCAUUCUUGGCGCAGGAAUCCUGCUUCUACCAGAAUCUCCACGUUUCGCAUACAGAAUGGGUCGUGAAGAGGAGGCUCGCAAUACGAUUGCCAAGCUCGCCGGACUGUCUCCUGAGGCGCCUGUGGUCAGCAACCAGAUCUCUGAAAUCCGUGUCAAGCUGAACGAAGAAAAGGCCGGUGCCCAAACAGCUUGGCACGAGAUCUUCACGGGCCCGCGCAUAUUCUACCGCACGAUCCUAGGCAUUACUCUUCAGGCCGGCCAACAGCUCACUGGCGCUAACUUCUUCUUCUACUACGGCACAACUGUCUUCUCCGCCACUGGUCUCAAGGACUCAUACGUCACACAAAUCAUCUUAGGAUCAGUCAAUGUUGGCUGCACGUUCGGUGGUCUCUACGUCGUCCAGAAGUGUGGUCGACGAAGCGCACUGAUGGCUGGAGCCGCCUGGAUGUUCAUGUGCUUUAUGGUCUUCGCUUUUGUCGGACACUUCGUUUUGGACCAGACAAACCCAAUGAACACACCUACGGCCGGCAACAUCCUUAUCGUCUUCUCUUGUCUCUUUAUCGUCGCCUUCGCCACGACAUGGGGACCGCUCGUCUGGGCUGUGGUCGCGGAGUUGUAUCCCGCUAGAUACAGAGCGCCUUGCAUGGCUCUUGCUACAUCCUCCAAUUGGCUCUGGAACUUCUUGAUGUCGUUCUUCACCCGCUUCAUCACAGGCGCUAUCGACUACCUCUACGGCCUUGUCUUCGCCGGAUGCUGCGCCGCUCUGAUUGCUAUUGUCUUCUUCUGCGUGAUUGAAUCGAAGGACAGGUCUCUUGAAGAGAUCGAUACCAUGUAUGUGCUCGGUGUCAAUCCCAUCACAUCUGCGAAAUGGGAUGGUAGCAAGCUUCCCAUGAGCGCAGACACAAGCGGAAGAAACUCCAACGAGGUCGAAGCUGCACGAGCUGUGUCUGUGGAGCGCGUGCCAACCAAGACCGUUCCAGAGUAG